GGAAUUAUACGGUCCGCGUGGUAUCUGGUCUUUAGCAUUCACUAAGUAGCUAGAUACUAGUAGAUACUUAUUAUUCAAUCCCCUACAUAAACAAUAGCAUCCCGCCAUUCAAAUUCCCAUUGUUACAUUCUGUUGUUCAAAUCUUUCCUGAUCUUUAAAAGUUUCCCUUUCGCUUUUGGAUUAUUUUUCUCCUUUACACGCAUUCGUUCGUACAUCAUAGUCAAUAUGAAAACCACGUUCGCUGUUAUUGCCACUUUGGCGUCAGUUACCUCUGCUCAGGUCACAGCUCUCAUCACUCCAACAGCAUCGGCACCUUCAGGAUGUGCCACUAGCUAUUCUGGCUCUUUUGAAAUCUCUGCUGUAAACGUCAGUAGUGUAGCAAGACGUCAGCAAAAGGUAAAAUAUAUCCAUAUCUCUGUCAAUCUAGACUGCCGAUUCAAGACUUGGCUAACUCAUCCACAGCGUGCCGAUUGUUCAUCAUCCCUUGCAAUCACACUCAACGGAGGUAUUCUUAAAGAUCAGCAAGACAGAACAGGCUACGUUGCAGCAAACUCCCAAUUCCAGUUCGACAAGCCAGCUCAGGAAGGAGCCAUAUACACCGGAGGCUGGUCUAUUUGUUCCAACGGUUCUCUCGCUCUCGGCGGUUCUGCAGUCUUCUAUCAAUGCUUGUCUGGCAAUUUUUACAAUCUCUACACCGAAUCUCAGGGUAAACAAUGCUCCCAAAUCUUGAUCCAAACAGCUUCAUGCAACUCUGCAGCUGGAUCUGGUGUCGUCGGUCAAUCAUCUGAUGGUCAACCAACCGCCACUGCUAUCGCUUCCCUGUCCACUGCAUCAAUUUCUCAAAUUUCAGAUGGGCAGCCACAGGCGGCGACUUCUGCUACUUACAUUAGUCAAAUCGGUGAUGGACAAAUUCAAGCGCCUACCCAUGUCCCUACUGGUGCCUCGAUUACACAAAUUCCUGAUGGUCAGAUUCAAGGUGCAACAAGUACACCUACUAGUGCUUCAAUUACGCAGAUUCCUGAUGGUCAGAUUCAAGGUGCCACUUCCAUCGCAACACCCCCAGCCAGUGCUCCUAUCAGUCAAAUCCCUGAUGGGCAAGUUCAAGGCGCCACAUCUACGGCUGCGCUCUCCUCAGCAGUUAUUUCCCAAAUUCCUGAUGGACAAAUCCAAGCCACCACCGCCGCCACACUCGUAACUAGCACUUCUUCUCUUGCUGGUCCAGUCAUCUCCCAAAUUCCAGAUGGACAGAUCCAAGCCCCUACCGCAACAAACGCUACCUACUCCAGCGCAACAGCUACCCAAGCUACAUACACUGGCGCUGCCAACAAUGUCCAAGUUGGUAGCUCUUUAGCUGCCGCUGUUAUUGGUCUCGUUGCUGCUCUCUUGUAGAAUCAGCAAGCAUACACAUCACACGAUGAAACAAAUUUCAUUUCUUGGUAAUACUUUUUUCUGAACCAAACAUACUUCUUUUUAUGACGAUGAAGUAUUUAAUGAGGGGAUAAUUCAGGGGAGGAUGUAAUGGUGUGGGAAUCGGGAUACUCCCAUAUGUUUUGGUUUGCUAUUUCACUUCUCAUACAUUAGGUAUCGGUGUUCGUGGGUUGAAUGGCAUGGACAUAGGCAUAGGCAUAGGUAUAGGGUAUGGCCUUGUGGACUUGAUUAUCACAUCACAAUAUAUCAUUCCAUUUUAUAGGAUGAAAUGAUGAAAUGAUUGGACACAUAAUGGAGGGGUGGGAAAAAUUGCAGAUAUCUGGCUUAUAAUAUGAUUCAAGGAUGAAUAAUGGAAAUUGUAUACGAUAGUAAUGCACUUUUGCGAAUUUCAAUUUCAGACA
Molecule: messenger RNA, 1829 nt
Organism: Sclerotinia trifoliorum
Lineage: Eukaryota; Fungi; Ascomycota; Leotiomycetes; Helotiales; Sclerotiniaceae
Source: the annotation of a GenBank genome assembly